Messenger RNA from Dicentrarchus labrax (European seabass), 3747 nucleotides. RefSeq names its product hyperpolarization activated cyclic nucleotide-gated potassium channel 5 (gene hcn5). The transcript is spliced from 12 exons. Gene Ontology annotation, biological process: monoatomic ion transport; transmembrane transport. Gene Ontology annotation, molecular function: monoatomic ion channel activity. Gene Ontology annotation, cellular component: membrane. Bases 413 to 1969 code for a protein of 518 amino acids. NCBI's taxonomy places the organism in Eukaryota, Metazoa, Chordata, Actinopteri, Moronidae. The record is from RefSeq and is a predicted model, not a curated record.
AACUAGAGAAAUUAACACGUUUUAGUUCUCCUGACUAGCAGACUAAAGAUACAGAACGCCACUUUCACAUUAGUUAAGUGCAUUUUCACUUAGAUUUGUAUAUCCAGAACAUAAUUAGCUCAUUGGAUUAGCCCACUUUUCAUGGAAGUUGGGAUGCAGAAAAAAGGACCUUUUCCACAGAUGACAAGGUGACCGAAAUCUGCCCCCUUUAGGAGGAGAGGUGUAGGGCUACAGUCCUGACCAUCGACCAACUCCUGUGUGCACAAAGCCUACAGCGGUGUCUAGGAAAGCAGCAGUAAGAAGCAGCAGCAGCAGCAGCAGCAGCAGCAGCAGCAGUAGCAGCAGCAGCAGCAGCAGCAGAGGGAGGAUGGCCUGCGCAUUCGGCUGAUAAGAGGGGGAACAAGGUCGGGCCAUGGAGAAACUAAAAGGUCCCACCGUGGGAUGCACCAAAGCCACCUGUGGAUGGAGAGCUCUGCUUCUCCCGCAGCUGAACAGGCAGUCCCUGUACGUGUACGGCAGUGAGAUGGCCGUGGAGAAGGAGUGCAUGCGACAGCUGCAGAGCGGAGUCUUUGUCAUCCACCCGUUCAGCCUCAUGAGGAGUUACUACAUCAUGUGCAUGAUGGCCAUCACAUUUCUGAACCUGAUUGGGAUUCCCAUGGAGAUAGCAUUUCUGGAUGGGAACAGCGGACUGGCAUGGGAAGGAUUUAACGUGUUUUCAGACACGCUGUUCUUGAUAGAUGUGGCUCUGAAUUUCCGAAUGGGCAUCAUUACAGAGGACGGCGAGGAAGCUAUUCUGGAUAUCAAGCGGAUCCGAGUCAGUUACCUGAGGACAUGGUUCAUUCCGGACGUUAUAGCUGCUUUCCCAAUCGGCUACAUACUGUUGUUUGCGGAUUUACAAUACCACAGCGAUGACAACCCCUCCAAGACCAACAAGAUGAUGAGGAUACUGAUGUUUGUGCGGAUCCUCAGUUUGAUCAGGCUGGCUCGAGUGUCCAGACUGGUUAGGUUCUUCAACGAAGUGGAGAAAGUGUCAAAUGCAAACUUGGAGGUGGUCCGCCUGUUCUUCCGCAUCUUGUCUCUGUUCAUGAUGAUUUUCCUGCUGUGUCACUGGAAUGGCUGCAUCCAGUACUUUGUCCCCAUGCUGGAGGAGUUUCCCACUGACUGCUGGGUCCGGAAAGAAAACCUGAUGAAUGCCACAGUGAUUGUGAAGUACUCCUGGGGAGUUUUCCGAGCUCUCUCCCAGAUGAUUGCUCUCUCCUAUGGCUCCAUGGAUGCACCAACAAAUUAUGUUGAAAUGUGGAUCGUCAUGGUCAGCAUGGUGUCCGGGUGUCUGAUGUACACUGUCCUCGUGGCCAACGCUACAACCAUGAUCGCCAACAUUGACCCAGCAGCCAAAGAGUACAAGAGCAAGAUGAGCCGUUUGGAGCACUAUAUAACCUUCAUGAAGCUCCCACCAGAGCUGCAGCUUCGUAUCAACAACUACUACCAGGCUCGCUAUGGAGGGAAGUGGUUUCAAGAGAAGGACGUCAUGGACACCGUGUCCUCAGCGCUCAAAGAGCAAAUCCUGAUGGUGAUGUGCAGCCGACUGCUAAGAAACGUACCAUUGUUUCAGAACAGAGACGAAAACUUUAUCAACGCCGUCCUCCUCAAACUGGAGUACGAGGUUUUCCUGGAGGGAGACGCCAUCAUCCGACAGAACGUCCCGGGUAACCGCAUGUUCUUCAUAGACCACGGCCAAGUCCUCAUGGAGACUGAUUCCUACGAGAGGGAACUGUGUGAUGGAGACUAUUUUGGCGAGACAUGCAUGCUGACCAAAGGCAAACAUCUGGCCACAGUGAAGGCACUGACCGACUGCCAGUGCUUCUCUCUGUCCUGGGACGACUUUCACGAGACGCUGGAGGGCUUCCCAGAUGUCAAGAAGGACUUAGCAAAAAUGAUUCAGCUCAACAAUGAUGUUGGACUUGUGUAAGACCACGUACUCGGACCUUUAUACUGAAUGAGAAGGACAGGAGAUAUGGAUCUUUCCAGGACAUUUUAUGUGUUUAUAUGAUGGACAGUAAGACUACGGCUAAUUCCUCAUGUGGACGAGUUGGACACUCAAUCAUGGAUGAGAUGGACCGUUUUAGAGCAUUGACUAUUUUCAUUCCGAUGGGGAAUUAUUCUGUCUUCUGAUCCAUCAGUUAUCAGCAAUAAACAAAGACCUUAACAGUUAAUACGGGUCAAACAUUUGAUCUCUGCUUCUUUGUUGAUAUUGUGAUUUAGCAUUGCUGUUUGGAAAGUCAAUGCAUACCUCAGUGACAAAACAAGAAAGCCAUAAAGAGAAAUUCAGGUUUCAUACAACUUGGGCUUCAUUUUUGUUGUUCUGGCCAUCAUUCCUAUCAAUAAAAACAACCAGUUAAUUGCUGAGGUCUGUGAACACGGCAACAACAAACACAAACUCACUUAGCUAAAUUAAUUUAAAAGGCAAACCUUAAAAUGAUUACCUAACAAGAAGGGCACUCUGAGACCUCUGCCAAAGUGCUCUGUCCUCCUCCCUGUGCUGCUGUUGUGGUUCACUGCCUGCAGGUAACAACAACAACAACAACAACAACUGCAGACAAAGCAGGUGAAAAUACUGUUUUUGGUCAAACUGAGUAAAAAAUGGAGUAAAAAAAGUACUUUACUCCACCUGAAUCACUGUCUCCACCAGAGUCUCUUUCUGCGGUCCACUGCUGAGCCCCCAGUCAAACAGAGGAGAGGACAGAGAAGCUAGUGCGACCAGUAUAUUUUUUAUGGACCUGCAUUUGUUUCUAAAGUGAUGUUUGAGGCGGCUUCUAUGGUUUUUUUUUGUAUGUUUAGUUGUGUUACACCAUUUACUUCAAUAACAAGAGACAAAUCAUUUCAUUUUGCUAUAGGAAAGUGGAAAAUAAUAAGUGUAUCUGCCCCGUGAUUCGGAUCUGUUCCAAAAUUGAAUGGGUUCUUCCUCGGUCUAUGCUCCCUCCACGUUUCAUAAAAAAUCAGGCCAGGAGUUUUUCCCUAAUCCUCCCGACAGAAGAACCCACAAACCGCACUGAAAACAUAACCGCCUUUUCCUGUUAUUAUUAUGGCCACUCAUCUAUCACAGUUUAGAACAACCUCUUCAACUUUGAUCUACGGUAUUUGCGUCACCCUGUUCCGAGAUCUCAGCAACUGCUUUGAGUCCCAUGUUUGCGGCUCUGUGAGGCUGUAUUUAGGCACAGUGGUGCUUUGAGCUAAAGGCUAAUAUCAGCAUGCUAACAUGCUCACAACGUGUUGAUGUUUCAGCAGGUAUAACCAUGCUCACCAUCUCAGUUUAGCGUGUUAGCAUGCUAGCUGAGGCUGACGGGAAUGUCACAUUUUGCAGGUAUUUAUUCACCUCGUAAUGGCGCUAGGUAAAAAGUCAGGCCAUCACCAAAGUCAAUAAUUCAUCCUCUGGGGACUGUGAAUGUCUGUACAGAUUGAAUGCGAUUCAGCUAAUAUUUGUUGACAUAUUCAUCCUGGACCAAAGUCAGGCCGACUGUCUGACGUUGCCCUCCCUGCAGCUGUUUCUCUAAGGGUGACUUAGAUAAGACCCAAGUUGUAAUAAACUGGAAUUUCACUUUAAAGGAAGGUAAGAAAAAAACAACUCAUGUAUGUCAUUUUUCUUUUUCUCUAAAAUGACAUUUAUUUGGAAGUAGUAUUACAUAAGACAUGUUGAUGCCACUGUGAAAGCAACAAAAAUAAAGCCGAUACUGUAAUAUGAUUAUGAAA